This is a messenger RNA of Cuscuta epithymum, 1197 nucleotides long. The record is from the annotation of a GenBank genome assembly. NCBI's taxonomy places the organism in Eukaryota, Viridiplantae, Streptophyta, Magnoliopsida, Solanales, Convolvulaceae.
GUUGUUACUCGCACUACUUCAGUUCGUGUGCUACAACAUUUCUCCUCUCUCUUGCACUUCGAUGACGGACACUAUUCACGACAUCGCGUAGGAGAUAUCAUUCCAGAGCUUCUGCAGAGCCUUCUCAACGUUGUGCUUCACAGGGAGUUAUGGAGAAAUCUGAACCGACUAGCUCUUCUGCUCAGGGAACUAAACGUAAGCAUGAUUAUGACAGUGACUCAGAUGGGGGGAGGGGGAUACAGCGGACUAUACGUUCUCUACCGUCAAGUUCAAGUGAUGAAGAUCCGAUGAUGGAAAUGGAACACACCAUUCCAGUUUAUAAAAGGAAAUUCCGGCAUGUGGAAAAAGAAAAAGUUGCUGAUAUCAAUUUGGUGGGAGUAAGGGGUUUCAGUUCGUUUGCAAGGAAAGUAUCUGGUGCGGCUGGACGUCAACCAUCUGUUACUUCCCAUGUGGCUUGGCCCUGGAAGGGUUUUGAUGCUAAGUAUCUCAAGAAGGGAGGUGCCGAGUUGAACCCGCUUCUGAUUUCCUGGACAGACUUUGUUUCAGAUAUUGAUCACAUUUUGAUGGAUGAAAAUUGGCAAUUCUGUGGUUUCGAAAUUCCUGUAACAUUCAAGCGGAAAACUGGUUUAGUACUGAUAAACUCCCACAUGUUACUUCUUGAUUCCCUGAUAAAAGACAGGGAAUGUUUCACUCAGGCUCUCCACUAUCUCUGGGCAACGUGGAGCGGAAAUGAACCUGGCUUGGGAGCAGAAGAUGAUGAAAUAGCUCCAGGUUGUGAUUUAAUUUUCACAGCUGCCGGAGAAAAAAUCACAGAGUUACCCAAAGAUGAACCAGGUUGGAGAAGGGUUCAAACCUUCGUAUUCUGAUGAUUGAACAUUUCAUGAGAUAAGGGAGCAAAGUAGUUGAAGGUUUAGCUAGAAGAGCAAAUUCAGAUCCACUUCUUAAAAUCUCACUAUCCCAGCAGCGUCCCCGCCAUAUGUCCAACCUCCACAACCAGCUAAAACUGUUCUGAAAUUGUUUUCAGUAGCCUUUGCUUUCUUUGUAUUUUUUCCUAUGACUUUGUUAUUGUUUAGAUCUAAAAGCAUUAUAGUUGGAACCUGUUCUACUAUAUUUCAUGUUUUUGUUUUGAUCUGAGUGCAGCAUUUGUAAUAAAAAGGUUGAUAGAUGAGUACCAACACUAAUGUUUGAGCUUUCUCC